AUGUCAGAAGAAACAUUUAAGUCUGUGAAUAAUCAAGCAAUUAAAAUCGAACCACCAGAAUAUUCAGUAGAAGAAAUUAAACCCGAGGUUGAGGAUGAAUUCGAUGUUCUUGAUGACAUUGCUGAAUCUGAAUCAUGUACUGAGGAUAAUGGAACUUGUUUAGAAAAAAAUAUGAAUUCCGAAGUGACUAUAGAAGGAGAAGUCGAACAGGAGUUAAUCGAGACAUCAAGUUAUGAAUGUGACAUUUGCCAUCGAUCAUUUGCAGAAUCACAUCAAUUAAAAGAUCAUGCUGUCGAUCACAUGCCUAGUAAUAGCAAAGAAAGCUCUUUCGAAUGCGAAAUCUGUAAUAAGCCCUUCAACAAAUUGGCUUAUUUAAAAAAACACAUGCUCAUUCACAGUGGCAAUCGCCCCCAUGAAUGCAGUAUAUGCAGUAAGACGUUCUCACUAUUAGGUAAUUUGAAACGUCACAUGCUCAUUCACAAUGCAGUACGCCCCCAUGAAUGUAGCAUAUGCAAUAAGACAUUCACAACUUUAAGCAUUCUGAAAAGCCAUAUGAUCAUUCACAGUGGUGAACGCCCCCAUGAAUGCAAUAUAUGCAAAAAGACAUUUAUAACAUUAAGUUUUCUGAAAAGUCACUUGCUCAUUCACAGUGGUGAACGCCCCUAUGAAUGUAGUAUAUGCAGUAAGUCCUUCACACUAUUAGCUGGUCUCAAACGUCACAUGAUUAUUCACAAUGAAGCACGCCCUCAUGAAUGCAGUAUAUGCAAUAAGACAUUCACACAAUUAUGUAGUCUGAAACGUCAUAUGCAGAGUUGUCAUAGAGAAAGUCCUUAUAAAUGUGAAAUAUGCAAUAAGGGAUUUACUCAAUCCAGCAAAUUAAAGGGACACAUGGCACUUCAUAGUCGGAAGCAUGAGGAAAAUAAAUGA
Molecule: messenger RNA, 927 nt
Organism: Ctenocephalides felis (cat flea)
Lineage: Eukaryota; Metazoa; Arthropoda; Insecta; Siphonaptera; Pulicidae
Product: zinc finger protein 525-like
Exons: 1
Coding region: 1-927 (308 amino acids)
Biological process (GO): regulation of transcription by RNA polymerase II
Cellular component (GO): nucleus
Molecular function (GO): RNA polymerase II cis-regulatory region sequence-specific DNA binding; DNA-binding transcription factor activity, RNA polymerase II-specific
Source: RefSeq, a predicted model, not a curated record